Acanthaster planci (crown-of-thorns starfish) is the source of this 1788-nucleotide messenger RNA. RefSeq names its product large ribosomal subunit protein uL16m-like. The record is from RefSeq and is a predicted model, not a curated record. Gene Ontology annotation, molecular function: rRNA binding; structural constituent of ribosome. Gene Ontology annotation, biological process: mitochondrial translation. Lineage: Eukaryota; Metazoa; Echinodermata; Asteroidea; Valvatida; Acanthasteridae. Gene Ontology annotation, cellular component: mitochondrial large ribosomal subunit; ribosome.
CAAUGUCCUACUGCAUAUGUACUGCCGGCCAUGACUGUGUUUCUGUAAUUUUGAUCUAGGCCUACCAUGUUCAAAGUGGACGUGAAGCAGAAAUGACUCGUUUGCUUGGAAAGUCGAUGAAAGAGCUUCUUAGCACAAAUUUGGCUAUAAGUUCCAGAAUAAAAGGUUUUUUGUAUGAAGCAAGUAAAUCGGUGUUUAUUCCCACGGCUUCACUGAAGGACAUUAGACCAAUCGAGACAUUUGACCAUGUGACGAUACCAGAGAAACCCAAGUUGAAGUUUUACAACAAGGUUCCUAAGAGGACACGCUACAAGAAGGUGUUCAAACAGCUGAUUCAAAUCAGAGGACCAUCAGAGGUUGCUAAUAAACUCAAGCUAGGGCAAUAUGGCAUUGUGGCUAGAAGCGGUGGUUACUUACGUCAUGGCCAUUUUGAGAUGAUGCGUCUCACUAUCAAUAGAUCCCUGGAUUCCACCAGAAUGUUUGCAAGAUGGAGGGUAGAACCACCCAGUAAGCCAAUUACCAAAAAGGGGCAGGGCCAGCGUAUGGGAGGAGGAAAAGGUAACGUGGAUCACUAUGUCACCCCUGUCAAAGCUAAUCGAAUGAUCUUGGAAGUAGGCGGUAAGGUAGAAUUCCAGGAAGUCAGAGCAGUCCUUGUACAAGUAGCCAAGAAGCUUCCAUUCCGUGCUGAGGUUGUCACGGCACAGAGUAUGAAAGCCAAAGAAUGGGCUCAUCAAGAGAAGAUAAAGAACAAUGCCAAUCCCUGGACAUUUGAAAAGAUUGCUCGGGGUAAUUAUCUGGGGAUCUCUACCCGUCUUGGACCGUAUGAUUACAAGUGGUUUGGAGAGUACAGGUGAAUAGACUUGUCUGUAAUAUGGACAAACUUCAUAGAAGGAACCUGGCUAGCCUUCUUCCUACUCAUUAAUGCUGAAAGUGCUAAGACGAGUCUUGGAGUCAUAGACCAUCUUAGCAUCUUGAGGGAUUUCAAGUGGGGAUUGGUUCUAGUGUUGGAGUUCUUCAGCAUUCAAGAUCAACCAAAAUGAACAUUAUGAAGUAACUUUCCUCUAAUGUUGAGUUUUUAUUAGACUUUUAUUGCACAUAUCUGCAACACAAAACUGGUCUUUGAUGGUGCCAUUGAUCAGUGACAUGUUCAAUUAUCUCUUUAAGUUAUUAAGUUAUUCUUUAUCAUUUCCCUAUAUUGAGAAUUUGGAGUUACAGGACAAUAAGCUUGAGAACAUGCUUAAGGGUUUUAAUAGCACAACAUUUAUUCUUUAAACUGUCUGUUGAUUGCAUUUCUUAUUUUAGUUUUCACUGUCUGUGAGUAUCAUUUGUUAAAUUUAUUUCAAAAGUCACAGCAAGAGCUGUCUUUAAAGAUGUACAUGUAGUUGAGGCAGAGGCAGAGGCUGGUCUGAUGGAAAAUGUAGCUUUAAAACUUUGAAGCUGUGUUUCGUGCCUUUUUUUGGAAUAAGAACGGCCUGUAUUCUUUUUCCUUUUCUCAAAUAUAUUUUAAGAGACGUUUGUGAGCUAAAAUCAAAUUUUGGAAUAGUGAAAAGAAAUUUUUUUCAAAGUGACUUGAAAGCUUCUUAGAAUUGGUUACCUACCAGAGAAUUAAUUCCAUACCUCUUUCCUACAUGUCCUAAGGGGAAAAAACAUAACCAUGUGUUUAUUAGAUUUCCACAGUAAUUGCACAUCAGUGAUUUUCACUCAAAUGUCCUCUUUCAGAGAGGGCACGCUGUUCGAGUGUAUUGUCACCAGCAUUAAAUGAAACUUUUUUUUUGUAUCAUGUAUAAA